Messenger RNA from Pochonia chlamydosporia 170, 2385 nucleotides. RefSeq names its product ubiquitin ligase subunit CulD. The transcript is spliced from 2 exons. The record is from RefSeq and is a predicted model, not a curated record. Gene Ontology annotation, biological process: protein ubiquitination; ubiquitin-dependent protein catabolic process; DNA damage response. Gene Ontology annotation, molecular function: ubiquitin protein ligase binding. Gene Ontology annotation, cellular component: Cul4-RING E3 ubiquitin ligase complex. Bases 1 to 2385 code for a protein of 794 amino acids. Lineage: Eukaryota; Fungi; Ascomycota; Sordariomycetes; Hypocreales; Clavicipitaceae.
AUGGCGACUGCCAGGGCGAGGGGCAAGAUGCCCGAGACCGUUGACCUGACCGAGAAGCCGUCCGCCUUUCAGCCGUAUAGUGGUGCUAAGAAGCUCGUCAUCAAGAAUCUGCGAGCACCAGUCAGUCGCCAACCACAAAUAGAGGAAUACUACGCGAGAACGGAAAAGGACCUCGAGGAAGCCUUGGAUGCCAUCUUUUCCGGGAGGCGACCAGCCGUGCCCUUGGAGCGAUUGUAUAGAGGCGUUGAAGAUGUGUGUAGAAGGAACAACGCCGCCAAAGUCUAUCGCUUGCUCAUGGACCGCAUUGAUAGCCACCUGCGGACGGUCGUCUUGCCAAGGAUAAAAGGAACCGGGCGACCGUCAAAUAUGGUUGUGCUGCGAAGCGUCAGAAGAGAAUGGGAAGCAUGGAGCGCACAAGCAAUCACCAUCCGAUCAACAUUUAGCUAUUUGGACAGGACCUAUCUUCUUCGAGAAUCGCUACCGUCAAUCAACGACAUGACCAUUGCCCAUUUUAGAAGAAUGGCAUUUCCAGGGUCACAGUCGACGACUAAAUCACUUGGCGAAAAAGUUAUUGCCGGAGUGUGCGAGAUGAUUGAGUAUGACCGCCGAGGUGAUGAACGGCUGGACUCAGUUCUGCUCAAAGAAUCGAUUCGCAUGAUCCACGUCCUGGGUGUUUACGUCAGACACUUCGAUCCAGUGUUCCUGAAGCAGUCGGAUGCUUAUUACAAGGAGUUUGGUGAAUCGUGGAGCGGAUCCAGUCUCAAGGAUUAUAUCUCAGCAUGUGAAACUCUUCUCAAAAAGGAAGAAUAUCGGUGCAUUGCAUUCAACUUUGACAGCACCACGGAGAAGCAGUUGAUGGACUCGGCCCAUAAAACCCUCAUCGAGCAAUACUCGGAGAAGUUACUACACAGUGAUAGCCUGUCAAAUCUGCUGUCAGACAAAGACACCAAGUCUAUGAAGGGGCUUUACGAUUUAUUACGACUAUCCGGCAUUCAGAAGAAGAUGAAGAGUCCUUGGGGCGAUUAUAUUCGACAAACUGGCGCUGACAUUAUAUCGGACAAGGAAAGGGGCGACGAAAUGGUUCUGCGGCUUUUAGAACUUAGACGAUCAUUAGAUCUGAUGAUUCGAGACGCGUUCCAAAAAGACGAAGAUUUCCUAUGGGGCAUGCGCGAGGCGUUCGGCAAAUUCAUGAACGAUCGUAAGACCGCAUCAUGUUGGGAUACAGGCACUUCCAAGAUUGGUGAAAUGACUGCCAAAUACAUCGACAUGCUGCUGCGAGGCGGUUUGAAAGCGCUGCCAAAGGAUUUGCUGUCCGAUGUCAAGGAUCGAGUUGCAGCGGAGAAGCAAGGGCAUGCAAGUACAGCAGACGAGGAUGCCGAGUUGGACAGACAACUCGACCAAGCCCUCGAGCUUUUCCGGUUUAUCGAAGGCAAAGACGCGUUUGAAGCAUUCUACAAGAAGGACCUGGCGCGAAGAUUAUUGAUGGGUAGAAGCGCAAGCCAGGAUGCUGAGCGAAACAUGUUGACAAAACUGCGCGGCGAAUGCGGAUCCAACUUUACACACAACUUGGAGCAAAUGUUCAAGGACCAGGAGCUUGCCAGGGACGAGAUGGACUCUUAUAAGCAAUGGAGCGAGUCAAAUCUGGAGCGCAAGCCGCCGGUAGACCUGACAGUCAUGAUAUUAUCUGCCUCUGCCUGGCCGACGUAUCCUGAUGUGCGAGUCAACCUGCCAGACGAGGUGGCGACGCAGAUUGAGCGAUUUGACAAGCACUACAAGAACAAGCACACGGGCAGAAUACUAACAUGGAAGCACUCCUUGGCGCACUGCUCCAUCAAAGCAUCCUUUCCUAAGGGGACCAAGGAGCUCUUGGUGUCGGCCUUCCAAGCCGUGGUUCUCAUGAUGUUCAACAAGGAACCCGAGGGCGGUUUCUUCACCUACCAACAAAUAUCAGCGGCCACCGGCCUCCAAGGCGGUGACCUGGACCGAACGCUACAAUCACUCGCAUGCGGCAAAGCUCGCGUCAUCACUAAGCACCCCAAGGGUCGCGAUGUUAACUCGACCGACACAUUUACGUUCAACAAGGCAUUCAGCGACCCCAAGUAUCGCGUCAAGAUUAACCAGAUCCAGCUCAAGGAAACCAAGGAAGAGAACAAGGCUACGCACGAAAGAAUUGCGCAGGACAGACGCUUCGAGACGCAGGCUGCGAUUGUGCGAAUCAUGAAGAGCCGCAAGUCGAUGGGACAUGCGGAGCUCGUGGCUGAGGUUAUUAAUUUGACCAAGAAGCGCGGCAGUGUUGAGCCUGCCGCCAUCAAGAAGGAAAUCGAAAGCCUAAUUGAGAAGGAUUAUCUUGAAAGAGAGGAUAAUUCGUAUACGUAUCUGGCGUAG